Brassica napus (rape) is the source of this 1513-nucleotide messenger RNA. Its product is annotated as protein AGENET DOMAIN (AGD)-CONTAINING P1-like. The record is from RefSeq and is a predicted model, not a curated record. The transcript has 5 exons. Bases 657 to 1466 code for a protein of 269 amino acids. NCBI's taxonomy places the organism in Eukaryota, Viridiplantae, Streptophyta, Magnoliopsida, Brassicales, Brassicaceae.
AAGCUAAUAAAGAUCUGGAUGACAUGGCCGAUUUAUCCAAGAGAGGUUAUAAGUUUAAAAUUAGAGAUUGGCGAAACAUGUCAGUAGACCUAUACGGUGCUAAUGAAGAAAUAAGAAGAGCAUCUUUACUGUUUGGGAAUGGAGGGAUGAGUCAAGCUUCUACUUCGUAUCAGGAGGAGUCUUUGGAAUCAAAGAUCAACAGAAUCAGCGAGAUGGUGGGAGAUAAUUUAAGGAUCAUGAACGAUCGUUUGUGUUUGAUUGAAAAAGACAGGAAACAGAUUAAAGAACGUGUGACAAACCUAGAGAAACUACAAAGAGUUACUUCAUAUGAAACUCCAAACAAUGAGGUAACUUUUUUUUCGGAAAUUAAAAUUAAUGUUUAUCUAGUUCUUGAUUCAGUUUUGAGUUGUCAAGUAAUUUUGGAAGAUGUUAUACAUAUUUAGGCUUGCCUUCCUAAUUUUUGUUGUACUUGCACAGACUGACACAACUCCAUUUCAUGAGACGGCUUCCAGACAAGGUGAAGCCAAUGCAGAUCAAGCAGAUGAACAACUUAACAAUGAGGCAAGUAUAAUUUUGAAAACUGUUGGUAUUUAUAAAAUUAUGAAUUUGGUACGUGUUCAUAAUCCCAUUCCUGACAUCAGGAUACACGAGAGCCUAUGAAUGAGAUCACGAAAGAGACACCUGGUUCUCCAAUAGCUCAACAGAAUAUUGAGACUCCAGUCCUUACUCCAAUUCAGACGCAGCAGGAGACUCACGAGCUUAUGAAUGAGAUCAUUUCACCAAACAUUUCCGACACACAGCCAAAUACCCGAGCUCGCAGAAAUCUUUUAACAGAGCAAAAUAAGGAUGUAGAAAGCAGAGUUCAAAAUCCCUUUGAGAUCGGAGCAAAUGUGGAGAUUUCAUCACAAGAUGACAAUACUUGUCAUAAAUGGUAUCCAGGAAAUGUGUUGGCAACAUAUUUGGUUGAUGGGGUUGAGAUGGUGAAAGUUGAGUACUUCGUCCCGUCUCUGGACGAAAAGAAGAGGAAAAGGAGUGUUGAGACACGUGUAUCAAUUGACAGAAUACGUCCUCAACCACCACCUGAGAGAUCUGGAGCGAAGAAAAGUUAUGAGCUAAUGCAGGACGUGGAGGCGUUCGACAAUGGUGCCUGGUGCGCUGGAAAAGUUAAAGUCAUUUUGUUUGAUGGCUCGUGUUUUGUCUCUUUGAACAAUUCUAAAGAACAAAUUUACUUCCACCAUUCUGAGAUGCGAAAACCAAGAAAAUGGGUAGAUGGUGUUUGGGAGAUGACAAAAAAGAUGGAAGAAGAGCAGACGCAGAGUGUGAAUCCAAGUGAAGGAGAUGGUGAUAAAAAGGGGAAGGCGAAGGCUGUCGCUUGUAAGAAAAAUGAAGCAGCUGGUCCAUCAGAAGAUGGUGUUGGGAAAAUGGCAAAAGAGGUAAUAAAAAUGAAUAAGAUCCACUUGAAUUGAAGUUCAGGUCAAUAGUUUGAUAUAUCGGUUUUGUUUCACAGAUAGAA